Penicillium crustosum is the source of this 294-nucleotide messenger RNA. RefSeq lists its product as uncharacterized. NCBI's taxonomy places the organism in Eukaryota, Fungi, Ascomycota, Eurotiomycetes, Eurotiales, Aspergillaceae. The record is from RefSeq and is a predicted model, not a curated record. The transcript has a single exon. Bases 1 to 294 code for a protein of 97 amino acids.
AUGCCGCUCUUUGCUCACUGGGAGCAUCUUGUCCCAGGUGCACCAUGUCCGAUCAAUUUCACCAAUGAGGAUGUUGAUCUUCAUUCCAAGGAGGAGGAGAAUAUAACUGGUGUUGGGAAAUUGCUGGCAUUGUUCUGGGAUGAGUCCAUGCUCCCAGUGGAUGGCAUGGUCGAGCCCAAAGACUAUGACAUGGCGCAAAAGAAUAGCCGGAAAUUCAAAAGCAUCUUCAUCGGGUUGGCCAAAGAUGACGAAGGAAUUAUUCACGGAACUCUGGCCGUAUCAGGAACCCGCUGA